Molecule: messenger RNA, 624 nt
Organism: Folsomia candida
Lineage: Eukaryota; Metazoa; Arthropoda; Collembola; Entomobryomorpha; Isotomidae
Product: ubiquitin carboxyl-terminal hydrolase 1-like
Exons: 5
Coding region: 1-624 (207 amino acids)
Biological process (GO): protein deubiquitination
Molecular function (GO): cysteine-type deubiquitinase activity
Source: RefSeq, a predicted model, not a curated record
AUGGAGGAAGGAACAACUAAGGAUUCCCGUCCUAGGAGAAAUUGUGUUAAAUCUCCUAUCACCGAAAGUGACGAGGUUGAUCAUUCAGAUAGCAGUGAUUUCGAAUCCAAAUCCUCUAAGAAGGCAAAGAUGGAAAAAAGGAAAAAACGAACAAGGAAAAUUGACACUCGUUCUUCUCGUGAUCCUGAUUUCUUUACUCAAAAUUUUUCGUCGUCGACACCAGCUACUGGUUCACAAGAAACUCCCGACGACGACGGCUAUGGAAUCGCGACUGACAAAAAGCAGGGCCGACAAAGCCGACCAACAACAAAAGUUGGCCUAGAAAAUUUGGGUGAGACUUGUUACCUCAACUCCAUUCUCCAAUGCCUCGCUUCUGUGUUUGAUAUCAGGACCACAUCUAAUUUCAACUUGCCACGGUCCACAUUGUUGAAAGAAUUGUUACUUUGUUUUGGGUCCAUCAAUGGAGAAAGUGAUGAACAGUUUUCGCCUGUUGCAAUCCUCGACGCAGUGAAAGAAAGAUUUCCUUUGCGCCAGCAACACGACGCCCACGAACUGCUUAGGUUCAUUAUCCAAUUGCUCAAAGAAGAAGAUCCUACUAAUAUGACACUUAAUGAAUUGAAUUAA